AGAGUGGUCAUAAGGUCAUUCAUUGAAUUCGACAACUGAUUGGAUUAGGGCUAGGGCUUGUUUCCCCUUUUCCUUUUCCUGCGACAUUCCAUGACGCAUUCUUCGUGCUGCUUAGAAUUAGAGACCAUUUUCAAGCACUGUCACUGCACUUUCUUUAGACUCUCUUGUCACCAUUUUUGAUUUGGUCACUGUUGCACCUAGUGUUUACCGUACAAACAUCUGUGGCAUCGACUUGCAGAUUUUACCGAUCGAGUCUCAGUGAUUUGUUUUAUUUUGCCAUUCUUGAUGGACUUACCCCACUCUCAAUCCAACUUGUCUCUUGGGGUUUCUUCUCAUGCUUCGACGUCUCACCGAGUCCGGAUGGCUGACGACUCAAUUUCGCUCCAGCUCGACUCGAGCUUCCGUGAUCCUAUGCACCCGGUUCCUCCGGUUCCGCUUCAAUUGUUGGAGCCGCACUCGGAGAAUCAGAGAGCAGAGAAUGGGAAUUUGGGGGUAGAAUCUGAUGAAGACGAUGAUAGAGAAGUAGAGGAAUUUCGAAUUCUUGGUCACUCAAUGUGCUUGAAGAGGCGAAGAGAUAGCGAAUCAUCAUCGUCUUCUUCAAAUUCCAAGAGGAUUUCGGUCGAACCAGAUCUUGAGACGCGGAGAGCUGCUGUCCGAUCAUGGGGUAACCAACCCCUACAAGUGGCGGAUCCUGAUAUCUAUGCGAUAAUGGAGAAGGAGAAGCAAAGACAGUAUAAAGGGAUUGAGUUGAUAGCUUCUGAAAAUUUUGUGUGUCAGGCUGUGAUGGAAGCUCUUGGAAGCCACUUGACGAACAAAUACUCCGAGGGAAUGCCGGGGGCGCGGUAUUAUGGAGGGAAUCAAUAUAUUGACGAAAUUGAAACGCUCUGUUGUGAACGUGCCUUGGCCGCAUUUCAACUCGACCCCGAAAGUUGGGGUGUCAAUGUCCAACCUUAUUCAUGUACCUCGGCUAAUUUUGCUGUAUACACGGGACUGCUGUUGCCUGGUGAUCGUAUCAUGGGGCUGGAUACACCAUCUGGAGGAAAUACUAGUCAUGGGUACUACACUCCAAGUGGGAAGAAAGUUUCGGGGGCGUCGAUAUUCUUUGAGAGCUUGCCGUACAAGGUGAACCCACAAACGGGAUAUAUUGAUUUUGAUAAGCUUGAGGAAAGGGCACUUGAUUUUCGUCCGAAGAUUCUAAUUUGUGGUGGCAGCUCUUAUCCUCGAGAAUGGGAUUAUGCUAGGUUUAGGCAUAUUGCUGACAAAUGUGGAGCUAUUUUAAUGUGUGAUAUGGCUCAGAUAAGUGGGCUAAUUGCAGCCAAGGAAUGUGCGAAUCCUUUUGAUUGUUGUGAUGUUGUUACUUCAACGACUCACAAAAGCCUUCGUGGUCCUAGGGGAGGCAUAAUUUUUUAUAGAAAAGGUACCAAACCAAGGAGGAGAGGGAGCCAGGGACAUGACAGUGAUCAAUAUGACUUUGAGGACAAGAUAAAUUUUUCUGUCUUUCCAUCAUUACAAGGGGGACCACACAAUAACCAUAUUGCAGCUCUAGCUAUAGCUUUAAAACAAGUGGCUGCACCUGAGUAUAAGGCAUACAUGCAACAGGUGAAGAAGAAUGCCCAAGCUCUAGCAUCUGCUUUAUUCAGGAGAAAUUGUCGUCUUGUGACUGGGGGUACUGACAACCAUCUAUUACUUUGGGAUUUGAGGCCUCUGGGCUUGACAGGAAAAUACUAUGAGAAGAUCUGUGAGGCAUGUCAUAUUACUUUGAACAAAAUUUUUGUUUUUGAUGACAAUGGUACCAUUACUCCUGGAGGUGUACGGAUUGGUACCCCUGCCAUGACAUCAAGAGGGUGUCUGGAGGCUGAUUUCGAGACAAUGGCUGAAUUUCUUUUUAGAGCUGCACAAAUUGCAAACAUACUGCAGAGAGAGCAUGGGAAGAUGCAGGCUGUGUUGAAGCAUCUUGAGGGUAAUAAGGAUAUCAUAGAGCUCCGUUCCCGGGUUGAAUCAUUUGCAACUCAAUUUGCAAUGCCAGGUUUCGACAAUUGAACAAGAUUACUAUAGUAAUAGGCCUUUGUUGAUAGUUUCUGCUUCAUUGGCUUUUUCCUGUGCUUGAUUGUUGCAAAAGCAAGCCUGCUGAUCUGCAUAUGGCCUUUGGAGCUUUGCACCCUCAUGUCAACAGUACUGAAAGCAUAGUGUUGUACUGUUGUUGAGGUUGUUUUUGUUCACAAUAUAUUUUGCUACACUGAGACAUUGCUUGCAUGCUAAUUGCAGCAUUGUAGCCACUAUAGAGUUUGGGACUGGGUUAAUAGGUAUUUGAUCAAUCCGCGUGAUUACGGGUAUUUGAUCAAUCCACAUGGUGCAAGAAUUCUUUUUUGGUGAGCCUGCUUAGCAGAAUUAAAUUCUUAUGGUAAGGUUAGAUGCCUUUGCCUGUAUGAUGCUGAAAGCAUAAUUUAACCAUAUAUACCAUGCCUUGUUCAUAUAAGUUUUUAAA
Messenger RNA from Prosopis cineraria, 2485 nucleotides. Its product is annotated as serine hydroxymethyltransferase 6-like. Lineage: Eukaryota; Viridiplantae; Streptophyta; Magnoliopsida; Fabales; Fabaceae. Gene Ontology annotation, biological process: L-serine catabolic process; folic acid metabolic process; tetrahydrofolate interconversion. Gene Ontology annotation, cellular component: cytoplasm. Gene Ontology annotation, molecular function: serine binding; cobalt ion binding; zinc ion binding. The transcript has 4 exons. Bases 286 to 2040 code for a protein of 584 amino acids. The record is from RefSeq and is a predicted model, not a curated record.